AUGGAUGUCCAAAAGGCGGCAGAGCUCACCGUCAGCGCGCUCACGCUCAAGGAGAAGACUCUUGCCAAAGAUCUUCUCUAUUCAGAGCAGUACCACAAAGACACACUUUCCGUAAAGUCUCCCCAAUAUCUAGACAUGUCACUCAGGGCGAAUCAAGCAGGCUUCAAGGCUCGUUUCUUCAACGUCUUUUGUGAUGUGUUGGAGAUCGACCCCGGCACCGAAGUCUUGCCAGAGAAAGCUGGUGAGAAGUCUGUGCCAUAUGAGAUUAAUCUCUACGCUCGAAGGCUUGACUACACACCAACAUCUGGAAGCGCUGUCCAUGUUCGCUUUGAGAAGGACUGCGAGAUUUUCUUCUGGACUUCAAAACUACCAGGAGACUUUGCCAUUACCUUUGAUGGUCAAGGUCUGCAGAGGCAGAAGUAUGCUCCUAAGAUUGAAGGUGAGAACUUUGGUGUCAUUCUCAGACUGGAACAGCCAUCCGCAGGUAUUUCCAGUGAGCCUUUGCUACCCCCAGAUGAGGCAAUGAACAACAUCAACUACCUCAACUUGAUCGAUGACAGUGGCAAGAUCCUGAAAUCACGUCUCACUGCAGCAUUAGCCUUUGAGCAAGCAUUCCGGGACUUCUCUCUUGAAGCUUCCAACCGAAAGGUACAGACACAAACCGCAGUUGAUCUCCUAAGAAAGAGUCAGGAUGCUAUCCAGACCUACGCUUUUAUCAAAGAUAUUCGGCAGAGAGAGUAUGAUAACGCGGUAGUCGCAAACGCCAAAGCGCAGAAAACGUUUCAAGCAAACCAAGCCAACCUCAGCAAGCUUGGCGCAAACUUCCAAGCUGGUGUCGAAGAAUGGAAGGAGGCAGAAAAAGAGAAAGCCGCUAAGGAGGUUCUGAAGGGUCUUGUCAUGGUUGGACUUGCAAUCGGCGCUACCAUUGCGACCGGUGGAGCCGCUGCGGCGACUAUACCCGCUGCAGGAGCUGCGGUCGUGAACACCGCAAGCAAGAUUGCCACCUUGAUUGCUAAGCUCAAGCAAAUCUAUGAGAAGAUCAAAGAAAUCUACGAGAAGAUCAAGCCGGUGAUUGAGAAGCUCCAGGAAGUGGUCAAAACCAUUACCGAAGUGAUUGCGACCCUUCGCAAGUUUGACGGCGCAACAACUGGAACCAAGACAUUAAAGCUUUCUGCCGAUUCAAGCGACGUCUUUAACGCAACUGCUGAAUGGAGGCGUUUUGACAUUACCAUUCGUGAGAUGGAGGAUUCGCUACGAGAGUACAAGAUCAGAGGGAAAGAAGAAUAUUUCCACGACCUGAAGAUCCUCGUUCCCAAUGGCGAGUGCUUCAUCUUAACCCAGGCAAACCUUGUCAAGACGGGCGAUGAGCUUGCGACAGUGCUCAUACAGUCAGAAGCUGAACGUCGUAGCGAAAGCCGCUUGUCUUCCACGGCGCUUAGCGUUGCCACCGAUCUCGACGUUCUAGAUGUUCUGGUUCGAGCUAUGUUUGACCGAGUACUAACCAUCAGGUCCUUGGUUUAUCUCGACUUCUUGACCUACUCAUCCGCUCAAGAGUAUCACACUCUUUCCAAAGUUGUGGACUAUCUGGAGGACAUUGUCAAACUGCAAAGCGCAGUCGUAUCUUUCGGCUCGCAGGUACUGGUGCAGCAGCGAUCAUUCACACUCAAUACUCUUGCUGGGUUCGCAGAUGCAAGCAAAUUGGCCGAGGCUAUUACUGAUGGCCAAGCGUUAUCAGUUGCGGUCCGUCCUGGUCUGGAACUCUUCCAGGAUUUUGGCCGCAUUCGUUUGUCUAGGGCUAGGUGUUUCCUUGACGGUGCAAAGCUAUCCAGUACUGCGGGCCCGCAAAAAGAAUCGCUCCCACUCCGCAUUGAGCUGCAUACCGAGUCUCAAUUCUUCGAUCUUCCGCUUGAGAAGCGAGUACAGCCCGAGCUGGGUCCUGUCAUUCCUCGCGUUUUCCUUGGUGCAUCGAGGAAGGUCUUGUUCGAGUACUCGCCGAGUGAUAACUCCACAGCUUGCGACGGCUGGUACGGCCAAGAGCGCGACUACACCAAGUUUACACCCCUAACCAAUUGGGCCGUGAAGAUAACUGGUGGAGGCUAUGGUACUCUCUCCGUUGCCGACCUAGAUUUAUCCGGCUUGAAGGGUCUGAGAUUGGAAUUCUUGUGCGAUUUCAGCUUACGGUAA
Molecule: messenger RNA, 2184 nt
Organism: Parastagonospora nodorum SN15
Lineage: Eukaryota; Fungi; Ascomycota; Dothideomycetes; Pleosporales; Phaeosphaeriaceae
Exons: 5
Coding region: 1-2184 (727 amino acids)
Source: RefSeq, a predicted model, not a curated record